GAAAAGCCCAGCCGCAGAUCCCCUCCGCACACUCCAUCUCGACGCACCCAUGUCUCAACCUCAGCCCGCGACACUGCCCGAUACUGCCGCUCUCGGCCAUACAGCAGCGCCAUCCGAGGCGGGCUGCUUUGCUCUGCCACCCGAGGUUUGGAUGGCCAUCAUCGACCGCAUCGGGGCUCCCAGGCACCUGGUCGCCCUCGAAAGCACAUGCAAGUCUUUCCGCAGCGCAUAUCGGCGAUACAUCGACUGGCGCAUCUGGGUUUGGUUCCAGUCGCAGGUAUCUACGAAAGACGGCCGACCCGUCCAGCCAUAUGUUCUGGCUGCAAGGCACGGAUGCUUGCGGGUCCUUACGGCCUGGGUCGACAGCGAUCUCAAUCCCGAUUCGUCUCUGCCAACGCCGUCUCCAACCCCUGAGGAGCUUUUGGAUGCCCUGCGCUGGGCGUGCAGCAACAACAGCGUCCCCAUCGUCAAGAUCCUGCUGCAGAGCCCCCGCUUUGCCGCCAUCCAGGGCUAUCGAGAGCCAUCCGAGGCGCCCCACCCGGCUUCUGCCGCACUCGACUGUAAUCGGCCCGUUUCGAUCGCAGCGACAUUUGGCCACACCGAGAUUCUCAGGCUGCUGCUGUCUUCGCCAUGGUUUACCCUCGAUCGCAACAACCGGGCCGUCAUCAUGGCGUCGUACCACAACCAGGUGGAGACUCUUCAGACGCUGAUCGAGUAUGGUGCCAACAUCCACGUCAAAGACGACGAAGCAUUGGUGCGGGCCUGCGAACGAGGUAGUAUCGAAGUCGUCCGGGUCCUUGUCGAACACGGGGCAAACAUUGCCGCUCGGAAAGGCGAGGCUCUGAGGCUGGCCAAGAAGAACCGUCACUACCAAGUCAUCAGUUACCUCAAUCAAUGCUCUCCACAGCAGAAUGUCACCAGUCAGCUGCUAUCGUUUGUCACCGGCAUGGUGAGCGGCAACUCGACGGCCCAGAGCUAGGAAUCCGUCUGUGUUCUGGAGUGGAGUGCAUCUGGCCUGCGCUGGGGAAGGAGAACGGGGAUCGUACGGAUUCCAAAGGCCUGCGGUCUGGACAAGCACCUUCGUCAAGACAUGUGCGAACACACACGAGCAAGGACCAGCCGCUCGAAUAUGCAUAUCAAGCCGCAUUUGCAUGAGUUACUUUCGGUAUUCGGAAACGGAAGAGAGGCAUCUCGUUUGCCAGAGUUCUGGCCAUGCAUUGCAGACGAGCCUCGCUGUAUCUUGUCGACUGGUCCACAUUUUGGAUGGGAAUACACACCGUCCAUCAUCCCAUCUCAAUGCAGCCAGGGACACGUCGCGAUUUGCGGGUCGGCCAUGGUUCAUGUAUAUCAACCAUGGGAAUUGUGAAAUGCGACACCAUUGGGC
This is a messenger RNA of Polychytrium aggregatum, 1384 nucleotides long. RefSeq names its product ankyrin repeat-containing domain protein. Gene Ontology annotation, molecular function: protein binding. The record is from RefSeq and is a predicted model, not a curated record. Lineage: Eukaryota; Fungi; Chytridiomycota; Chytridiomycetes; Polychytriales. Bases 50 to 979 code for a protein of 309 amino acids. The transcript has a single exon.